AUGGAGAAGUAUCCUUUACGACAUUCUUUGUCAUUGGACCAAGACGACUCCCUCGGUACAUCUCGACAUAAUUGUGUCAACACCAUGAGCUGUGUCAACUAUUGUGCCAACACCGUGAGCUGUGUCAACUAUUGUGUCAACCCCAUGAGCUGUGCCAACUUGUGCCAACACCAUGAGCUGUGUCAACUAUUGUGUCGACACCAUGAGCUGUGUCAACUAUUGUGCCAACACCGUGAGCUGUGUCAACUAUUGUGCAUGUGCCAACAUUGUGUCAACACCAUGAGCUGUGCCAACUAUUGUGUCAACACCGUGAGCUGUGUCAACUAUUGUGUCAACCCCAUGAGCCGUGCCAACUAUUGUGUCAACACCGUGAGCUGUGUCAACUAUUGUGUCAACACCAUGAGCUGUGUCAACUAUUUUGUCAACCCCAUGAGCCGUGCCAACUAUUGUGUCAAACACCGUGAGCUGUGCCAACUAUUGUGUCAACACCAUGAGCUGUGUCAACUAUUGUGUCAACACCAUGAGCCGUGCCAACUAUUGUGUCAACACCAUGAGCUGUGUCAACUAUUGUGCCAACACCAUGAGCUGUGUCAACUAUUGUGUCAACACCAUGAGCUGUGUCAACUAUUGUGUCAACACCAUGAGCUGUGUCAACUAUUGUGCCAACACCAUGAGCUGUGUCAACUAUUGUGUCAACACCACGAGCUGUGUCAACUAUUGUGCCAACACCAUGAGCUGUGUCAACUAUUGUGUCAACACCACGAGCUGUGUCAACUAUUGUGUCAACACCACGAGCUGUGUCAACUAUUGUGUCAACACCACGAGCUGUGUCAACUAUUGUGUCAACACCAUGAGCUGUGUCAACUAUUGUGUCAACACCAUGAGCUGUGUCAACUAUUGUGUCAACACCAUGAGCUUGAGUAUAUUUAA
Homalodisca vitripennis (glassy-winged sharpshooter) is the source of this 930-nucleotide messenger RNA. Its product is annotated as keratin-associated protein 16-1-like. The coding region runs from base 1 to 930 and encodes 309 amino acids. Lineage: Eukaryota; Metazoa; Arthropoda; Insecta; Hemiptera; Cicadellidae. The transcript has a single exon. The record is from RefSeq and is a predicted model, not a curated record.